AUGGGGAAAGAAGGUAAUAGUGUAAAUGCAAUUAGGAGGGGAACAAAGCAUCCCACCUAUAUAGGUGUGAGAAAGAGAAAGUGGGGAAUGUGGGUAUCAGAAAUCAGAGAGCCUAGGAAGGAGAAGAGGAUAUGGCUUGGCUCAUUCCCCACACCAGAGAUGGCUGCUCGUGCACAUGAUGCAGCUGCAUUUGCCUUAAGAGGCAAGUCAGCCAAUUUCAAUUUCCCUGAAUCGAUUAACUCCCUUCCAUGCCCUGCAACUUCUUCCACAACAGAUAUUCAGGCUGCUGCUCUGCAAGCUGCAUACUCUUCUUCUGAAGACCAAGAGAAGCAAGAAGGACCACAUCUGUGCUCCAACAUCAACAGUGAUGAUAACAGCAUUGGUUUACAUGAGUCAGAGCCUACUAUACACAAUCAAUCUGAAUCCACUGAUAUUGUAGAAACUGGAAGCAAAAACAAUGAGAUCGUGGAUUCCUGGCUGGAUUGGCCAAACUUGCUUAUGAAUAUUGCAGAUGGAGUACAGAUCGGAUCUUCUCUUCUCUUUCAUAACCCAUUUACUGGAAAAGAAGACCAAGAUCACCAUUUUACAUCUCUUUGGGAUUUCACUUAG
This is a messenger RNA of Cryptomeria japonica (Japanese cedar), 609 nucleotides long. RefSeq names its product ethylene-responsive transcription factor ERF039-like. The record is from RefSeq and is a predicted model, not a curated record. The coding region runs from base 1 to 609 and encodes 202 amino acids. Gene Ontology annotation, biological process: regulation of DNA-templated transcription. Lineage: Eukaryota; Viridiplantae; Streptophyta; Pinopsida; Cupressales; Cupressaceae. The transcript has a single exon. Gene Ontology annotation, molecular function: DNA-binding transcription factor activity; DNA binding.